Messenger RNA from Benincasa hispida (wax gourd), 1404 nucleotides. Its product is annotated as UDP-N-acetylglucosamine transferase subunit ALG14-like protein. Gene Ontology annotation, biological process: dolichol-linked oligosaccharide biosynthetic process. NCBI's taxonomy places the organism in Eukaryota, Viridiplantae, Streptophyta, Magnoliopsida, Cucurbitales, Cucurbitaceae. Gene Ontology annotation, cellular component: UDP-N-acetylglucosamine transferase complex. Gene Ontology annotation, molecular function: N-acetylglucosaminyldiphosphodolichol N-acetylglucosaminyltransferase activity. The record is from RefSeq and is a predicted model, not a curated record.
UUUUAUUAAAAAAAAAAAAAGCUUAUAAUUAAAAAAAAAAAAAAAGAAACGCUCACCUCCAGCGACCAGCAGCGCGCGCGAUCAACCUCCUUGCGGGACGACGUGCGACCCACCGAGGAACCAGAGGGCGUACAAUCACGAGCGGCGUCGAAUUCUCCGGCGGAUCUAGUCAAGCAGCAGCGUGCGAUUUUCUCGACGCCACAACCUGCAUCCACGACGACGGAAGAUUGUCGACGGCGCGAACACCUCCUUGGGUUAGUUGACAACCACUCGCAAACGAGUCAUUCUGCUUUAGAUUCGCAAACUCACACUUCAGUGACCUCUGAUUGGGUACUCAGAUCUGAAUACCCGAGCCAUUUCGGAUUUGUGCGUUUGUUUCUCUUGAUGGAUUCUAGUGUUACUAUCGCUACUGUAAUUCUCAGUGUCAGCUUGAUUUUGAGCCGUGUUCUUUACGUUAUAUAUUGGAGUGGUAGACCUCUUCGAAACAAAAGUUUGGGACCUGUUAGUACCCUCAUUGUUUUAGGCUCAGGAGGUCACACGGCGGAGAUGCUCAAUGUGUUGUCUGUGCUGCAGAAGGACUUGUUUUCUCCAAGAUUUUACAUUGCUGCUGCUACCGAUAACAUGAGUCUUCAAAAAGCUCGUACAUAUGAAAACCAACUGGCCGAUAAGACUGGGGCUGAGGUAGACAAGAUUGCACAGUUCAUGCAGAUCUACAGAAGUAGGGAAGUAGGACAAUCAUAUUUCACUUCUGUUUGGACAACUUUAAUUGCCACAUUGCACGCACUCUGGCUAAUGCUUAAAAUUAAACCUCAAGUGAUUCUCUGCAAUGGCCCUGGUACCUGUAUCCCACUAUGCGUAAUUGCAUUCAUAUUCAAGGUUCUAGGAAUUAGAUGGUCUUCAAUUUUUUAUGUGGAAAGCAUUGCAAGAGUGAAGAGGUUAUCACUAAGUGGCUUGAUUUUAUACAAGCUAUACAUGGCUGAUCAGUUCUUUGUGCAAUGGCCACAACUUCAAAGGAUAUAUCCCCGCGCUCACUACGUCGGUUGUCUCAUGUAGUUGACAGUGGAAUUCCAUACAGAUAAGUAUAAAUUUUAUGGUUCCUGCAGCUAAAAUCUUGUCUGAAUUUGUCAUAUGCAGCUUUGAAAUGUAACAUAUAGGAAAAAAGUUGUCAAAUUUCUGUCGCCAUAACAGUUUUGACAAGGUUAUGUUUUUGUGUUUGAGAUAGAUUUUUCAACUUGCAAAGUAGUAAAUCUCACUUUUGUGGAGUGUUGUAUCUGUAAAGUUUUUCAUGGAGUUAUUAUUCUUUUCGUUUCUUGGUUUAAGUGUAGUCUUAUAGUCUCUGUUCAUACUUCUUAACAUUUGGAAGAAUAAUUGACGACUUAUCUAUCUAGUUAUGUUUGGAUUGAC